Messenger RNA from Arachis ipaensis, 621 nucleotides. NCBI's taxonomy places the organism in Eukaryota, Viridiplantae, Streptophyta, Magnoliopsida, Fabales, Fabaceae. The record is from RefSeq and is a predicted model, not a curated record.
AUGCAGUUAGGGUUACCUGUUGAUGGUCAGCCCGUUAGUGGUACUUUGAGGUCAUGGAGCAAGUUUCACCAAAGAGAUAUUUGGGAAUGGUGUCAUGAACUUCUAGGCGAGGUUCCCGCCGGCCACGUAGGGACAACAAAGUUCAACAUAAAGCUGAAGUGGCUCAGAACUCGUCUUCAGCAAAUGCCGCUUGACUUAGAAGAUAAUGGCCUCAUGCAGUACGCAUGGUGUUACAUACUUUACUUGUUGGGAGGAGUGCUUCUUCCAGACAAGGCGAACAACACGGUGCAUGUUCGAUAUCUGUCGUUAUUGGCUGACUAUGAUGCCAUCUGCACCUACAGUUGGGGGAGCGCCGUCCUCUAUUGGUUAUAUCGUGCUAUGUGCUUAGCAACAGAUCCCAGUGUUGAGGGUAUGGCCGGUUGUCAUACGUUGCUCAUGUCGUGGAUAUACUACAGAUUACCUUUCUUCGCACCGAAUGUCACGACAGUGUAUAGUUUCCCUUUAGCCACAAGGUGGGCAGGCAAAAAAGGACAAAAUGACUAUGCUGAGCAGCACUUAUUGAGGCACCGUCUAAGGUUGGACAAUCUGCAGGUGGAUGACGUUGGUGCUGGUUGUUAUUAA